AGGUUUCCGGCUCCGGGUCCCGGAGGAGGACCGCCGGGCCAUAGGCGGAGCUGCCGCCCGCCGCGACUUUCAGACCCGGACCAUGGCCUCAUGCUGGUGGCGGUGGCGGCGCGGCUGCUCCUGGAGGCCGGCAGCGCGGAGCCCCGGGCGCGGGGCAAUGAAUGGGCGAGCGGCGUGUGUGCCUGGCGGGGGCCGCGGGGCCCCGGGGCCGCGCUGGGGUGGGGCCCCGCGCCCGCAGGGGGAUGCGGAGAGGUGGGCGCGGGGUGCCUGUCUGCCUGAAGUCGGGGCGCCCCGCUCGGGACUGCAGAGCGGUGUCCUGGGGGCCCAGGAGCGGUUUGGGCUUGGAGAGGGAGCGGUUUUCCCCAGGGCCCCGGGGAAAACGCAGGAGGAGUGGUCAGAUUGUCGCCAGGGGUACGGACCAAGUCAAAACUGGAGACCGUCUGCACCUCUUUCCUAUGGAAUAUCCUAUUUUAAUCUUGUGAAGAGUUUAACAUCCGCCUUUCCAAAUAUGUAUAGUCUAUCACGGCUCUAUCACACAACAUCGGCCGUGGACUGUUGUAGUAAAACACGGAGUGGUGAGAAGUACACUGAUCCUUUUAAACUUGGCUGGCGAGACUUGAAAGGUCUGUAUGAGGACAUUAGAAAGGAACUACUCAUAUCUCCAACGGAACUUAAAGAAAUGUCUCAGUACUACUUUGAUGGAAAAGGAAAAGCCUUCCGACCAAUUAUUGUGGUGCUAAUGGCCCGAGCGUGUAAUAUUCAUCAUAACAACUCCCGUUGCAAAUACAGUACAGACAUCUACUCACAACCUAAAGAAGACUGGAAAAAUAUUGAUUACCUAGCUGUUCUUGCUGGAGAUUUAAUUCUUUCUGCAGCAUCUAUGGCUCUAGCACGAAUUGGAAAUACAACUGUUAUAUCUAUUUUAACACAAGUUAUUGAAGAUCUGGUGCGUGGUGAAUUUCUUCAGCUCGGGUCAAAAGAGAAUGAGAAUGAAAGAUUUGCACACUACCUUGAAAAGACCUUCAAGAAGACUGCAAGUCUGAUAGCCAACAGUUGUAAAGCAGUCUCUGUCCUAGGAUGCCCUGACCCAGUGGUACAUGAGAUCGCCUAUCAAUAUGGAAAAAAUGUGGGAAUAGCUUUUCAGCUAAUAGAUGACGUAUUGGACUUCACCUCAUGCUCUGACCAGAUGGGCAAACCAACAUCAGCUGAUCUGAAGCUUGGGUUAGCCACUGGCCCUGUCUUAUUCGCUUGUCAGCAGUUCCCAGAAAUGAAUGCUAUGAUAAUGAGACGGUUCAGUUUGCCAGGAGAUGUGGACAGAGCUCGACAGUACGUAUUACAGAGUGAUGGUGUGCAACAAACAACCUACCUCGCCCAGCGGUACUGCCACGAAGCAAUAAGAGAGAUCAGUAAACUUCGACCAUCCCCAGAAAGAGAUGCUCUCAUACAACUCUCGGAAACUGUACUCACAAGAGAUAAAUGACAAAUCUUUCUGUUAUUUCUGGCAGCUAUUUUACCAGACUGUGCCUAAAGAAUUUUGUGGAAUAUACUUUGCUUCAUGUGCGGAUAACCAAAAAUCAUUUUAAAAAAUCAUUUCAACCUUAACGAUGGGCAAUUUUUUUUAUUGGCAGUUUUUCAGAAAAUUUUUAAAAUGUAAUUAAACCAUCUGAAUCUGUCAUUCUGGUCCUGUAAAUUCUAAUCGAGGUAUCUUGAUGGUUAUAUGUGGUAUUGUUUACACUGUUAAUAUUCACAUGUAAAGCCAUUACACAAAUAAAUAAUCAAUGUUAAAAUUCAAACGGUUUAUCUAUUUCACCAUAGGAGUAAUGGUCAGAGAACUAUGAGGUCUACAUUUCAAUCCGCAUUAGAUUUUACAGUAUCCAAAAUUUCAUAUAGGAGAAUGGUUUAUUAUAAAAGACUGUACAUAAAAUUUAGACAAGUUAUAUACAAAAUUAAGAGAUCAUUCCACUCGAAAAAAUGAAGAAGGUAGGUAGCUGAUCACUAGUGAUACUGAAAUCAUGUUUAAAAUUAACAAAGGCAAAAUGCAUAUGCAACAGUCACAAUGAUUUGGUAGCAAUGGUCUUUAAUUCGCAAAAAUAAAUGUUUUGCACUAGCCUUACCAUUUACUAUGUUGUUGUAAGUCUGUAAUGCUCAGUACGUAACUGUGAUUAGAAAUCCAAACAAUUCCUCAAUACACAGAAACCCACACACACUUGAGUGCUCUACUUUAACAUCCUGGGAAACACAGAAUUAUACACAAAAGAAAACAUCCCUCUAAACCUCCCUUAAAUUAAGAGGAGACACAAAGUGCAUGUGUUGCAUUUCAAUUAUGUGAAAAGACAAUAUAAAUCUGUUGCCCAGGUAUAUCCUUGUUUGCUGAUUAAUAUGUGAUCCACCUUUUCCCCCCAAUCAUUUUAAAAAUCUUUUUAUGUUGCUAGUGCCAGGUAAUAGAAUAAAUGCUGCCUAUUCAGAAAUCAAUCGCAUCCACUUCUACAAAACAGUAUGUAAAAGAUACGUAUAAUUUCCUUUCAUUGAACCAAUAAUGCUACAGUCCACUGGAAAACUGGAAGACUAAUAACAGCAACACUUAAGAAUUUUACCCACAGAAUGUGUAUACUUUUACACAUUUUCUUAGCUUUGAAAAAAGUUACUUUAGAAAAGCAAUUAAGUAGAUUGAAUUGUAAAUAACCACAGAUUUUAAAUCUGCAAAAAUCACUCACAUUGAUGUUGGAACAAGUUGAAAUAAGGCUAAAUUUUUUUCCAAGUUAAUAUACUGAGAAAAUAGAACCAUAAUUCUGCAAUAAAUCAGUAUCUUUUAUUUAUUUUUUAAAGCAAACCAGUGAAGGAAAGGACAAAAGCCUUUGGUUCACUUAUAUAUUUAUGAAUGGAAAAAAUUUAUAAUGCAAAUUCACUCAUUAAAAAACUUAGGUACAAAUUACAACAUUACAGAUAACCUUUUUUUUUGUUUGUUUUGUUUCACAUGGAAAGCUUAGAGACUCGAUUCAUUUCAAGAGGCCUAAGUACGAGUACUCCAAGUAAAUAUUACACAAAUUGGAAGCAUCUUGGAUUUUUUAAAGUAUAUGUCAAUACAUAAAUUUGUAUGCAUGCUUUAAACAAAGUUAUAUUUCAAGAAUGAGAGAGUCUAAACAAAAA
Molecule: messenger RNA, 3147 nt
Organism: Hipposideros armiger (great roundleaf bat)
Lineage: Eukaryota; Metazoa; Chordata; Mammalia; Chiroptera; Hipposideridae
Gene: PDSS1
Product: decaprenyl diphosphate synthase subunit 1
Exons: 11
Coding region: 83-1480 (465 amino acids)
Biological process (GO): isoprenoid biosynthetic process; ubiquinone biosynthetic process
Cellular component (GO): transferase complex; mitochondrion
Molecular function (GO): prenyltransferase activity
Source: RefSeq, a predicted model, not a curated record